AUGUUAGACGGUGGACAGUUUGUGGAGGCCCUAGGCCGCCUGGGUUAUCCUGGUUCAUCAUCACUGAAGGCCUCAGAGUUCGACUGGCUCUUUGACUGUCCUCCGGAGAACCUUCACUUCUUGCGGUUUGUCUGUCGGACUCUCAACCAGAGCAACGUCCUCACCCCAGAGGAGGCACGUGCCUUUCAGGAGCUACAAAAGUCCGGCAAACCAAUUUUGGAUGAAACAGCCUUGAGUGAAGUUCUUAAAACCAUUGGAAAUUCAGAUGGGAGCACUGGUAAUAUCUUGGGGUCAUCCUCUUCAUCAUCUAUGUUUGCCGCAGAGGAGGAUUUCCCUAUAGAGGACUUGGAGGCAGAGCUCCAGGCCUUACGUAAAGAGAAAGAAUUGAAGCAGCGACGUUAUAACAAGCUGCAGGUUGUCGCCACUUCCCGUGCAGAUGUUGACCUGCGAUUCACUGCAGAGCUGGAGAGCACUUCACGUAAGCUCAACGAGACCAACUCUUCUAUUGGAGCUGAGAAUGCUGACACCAACACACUGUUACAAACCCUGACAGAUGAGGUCGGCAAUCUUGCAUCGUAUUUUCCAGUUCAGCCACAAGCCAAACCAAAGGGAAAAGACCAUACAGACCCUCCUGUUUCCCAAAGGCCCACUUUUCUCCUCUCUCAGCUUUCCUUGGAUCCAUACCUGCAUCAGGAGGAGCUCAACACUAAAGCACUUGCUGCCUUCACACAGAAACAUUUUUUCCAGGGCAUAUCAGCCAUUGUUGAGAGUUCCUGUUCUGAGCGUUUCCAGGUCCUUGACCUCAGUUCUUGUGAAGAUGGAAAAGAGGAGGAGAAUGGGCACGAGGGGGAGGAGCGGCUGGUCGAUCGCAGGAGGACUGAGAUGGCCAGACUUCAGUGGUCUCAUAUUGUUGCUCAGCACCAACUGAUGCAGGCUAUGGCUGAGGAGAAGAGCGUCAGGGCUGGACUAGACUGGCUGUCAGACAAGUCUUCUCAUACUAAGAGCAUUUCCACCUCCUCCUCACUACACGUGCGUGAGGUUGUGUCCAGAAAGGAGCUGCAGGCUGUGGAAGCGGAGCUGGAAGCUCUGCUUCAUGGACCAGUACCUGCUGCCCUGAGGGAGUCAGCCAGACUGCUUAAUUUACCAGUAGUGAGGGGAGACCUGGCUUUGCAAGUGGCCAGGCAGGACUACUACACCUCCAGACAGAAUCAGGUCCGAGACUACUUGCUCCGUCAGAAAGCCUCUUUUGACUUGGUCCUCCUGGCUCAGGAGAUGGAGUUAAGAAGGUGGAAGACGUGUCAGAAGCACCUGUCUGAUGUUAACAGCAAACUGAAAAAGGAAGGUGAAGAAGUGUCUCUCCGGAUCAAUUCUCUGGCACAUCCUGACCUGAUAAUUAACCCUAAACCCAACCCUAUCAUCAGCUCUAAAGAUGCAGCUUUCAGCAGACUCCUUCAGAUUCUUGACUAUGAUUCAGACCACAGUCGAUCAGAGCCUUUUCGAACAUAUGAAGCGUUGGACCAAGCUGCUAGUAAUCUAACAAACAACCUCCAUUUGAUCAAAGAUGCUCUGGCUGGCGCUGGCCGUGAGCAGUGUUUCACAGCAGCUCGUCUUUAUGGCGACUGUGAGGCGCUUCACAGGGCCAUGUACACUGAAUUCCAGCAGCUGGUCUUGGGCCCACAGGAGCUUACAGCAAAGCUCAUGGAAGCAGAGUCUCAGCUGCAGCGUUUGCAUCAACUAAUGCAAGAAAUUCUGGGAGAAAUUAAAACCAAGCAUUCUCAGCUGGAGCGUAAUGCCCUCCUCAGGCGGGAGAGGGAAUUGUAUAUCUACUUUCACUUGGAUGCCCGACUGCUGCAGAAAAUAGUUGAAGAUCUGGAAGGGAAAAUGUCUGCAAAGAGAGGGCAGCAGUAA
Messenger RNA from Oreochromis niloticus (Nile tilapia), 1908 nucleotides. RefSeq names its product HAUS augmin-like complex, subunit 3 (gene haus3). NCBI's taxonomy places the organism in Eukaryota, Metazoa, Chordata, Actinopteri, Cichliformes, Cichlidae. Gene Ontology annotation, cellular component: microtubule organizing center; mitotic spindle; HAUS complex. The record is from RefSeq and is a predicted model, not a curated record. Gene Ontology annotation, biological process: spindle assembly; microtubule organizing center organization. The transcript has 5 exons. Bases 1 to 1908 code for a protein of 635 amino acids.